AACCCUUUAUUCUAACUUUCUAUUGUUGGAUUAUGCAAGACGACCUCUGACGGAGAGUAGUCGGUGAAACGAAACGGAGCAGCAAGUGGACCUGACUGACUGCUUCAGAGUAUGAGGAGUCUCUUGGUUCCCUUCCCAAUAGAUGUGAAAGAAAAACUUCCUUGAGGUAACUGAUAGUAGUUUCCCAGAUUUCUUCUGGACCUGGUUCCACCCUCUCCAGCCCCAGGUCUUAUCUCAGUCUGUUUGGAUGGUCUGAACCGAAAAACCUGCAAGCCGGGCCGUAAAUGUCUGCUCUGUAAACACACAGGGCAGCACCAAAGGACGAUAUAAUACAUCAAACUAUUUUGUACGGCAAGUACCGUACAGGAGAGUUGUCGAAAUGGCCAGCACGGAAGCGAGAUCCCCCGUGACCCCCCGACCUCAGUCGUGCCCGUACCAGGAGUACGUGACCCAACAGCAGCGCACCCUGGCGUCCCGCGCCAACUUCAGCAAGGAAGUCCGCGACGGCCAGCGGCUGUGGCGACAGAUGAUGAUGGGCUUCAUGUGCGCAGGCUUCGUGGGCCUGGUCAUGCUUGUGCUGGGGACCAUCUUCAUCUCAGAGGCUGUGAGGACACUGAAACAGCAGCCAAUCACUGUCAUGUUGUGUGUUAUGGGCAUCGUUUUCGGCAUCAUCAUACUGGUGGGCACGUUCAUCCUCGGGAGAGUGCUCAUUUCUCGGAAGUGGAUCCGCUGUCAGGGGAGACAGGCCACGCCUGCCUCUCAGUGCUUUCACACCUGCUCAGUUAUCUACAGCCCUUCUCUCGACCAGCUGGGAGCCAGCGAGUCGAUGCUCGAACCGCCACCCUCCUACGACUCGGUGGUGCCGGGCGCAGGGCGGGAGGUGAGCUGCGAGGUGGUGACGGUCGGCGAGACGGGCCAGGACGGGGUCGGGGAGGCACUGACCAUGGUGCUGCCACCCAAGUACUCGGAGGUGACCAAACCUCUGCCGGAGUACACGGAGGAGGAGGAGAAGGAGGAGGAGGUGGUGGUGGUGGUUGCUGAUGCCGUACCUCCUUACAAGGAGACGGAGAGUGAGGGGGCCCCCGCUUAGUGGUAGUGGUAGUGAGCUGUGUGUGUUUGUGUGUGUGUGUGUGUGUGUGGAGGCGGAGAGUGAGGGGGGGGGCCCGCUUAGCAGUAGUGGUAGUGAGCUGUGUGCGUGUGUGUGUGUGUGUGUGUGUGUGUGUGUG
Molecule: messenger RNA, 1226 nt
Organism: Aplysia californica (California sea hare)
Lineage: Eukaryota; Metazoa; Mollusca; Gastropoda; Aplysiida; Aplysiidae
Source: RefSeq, a predicted model, not a curated record